This is a messenger RNA of Brassica napus (rape), 786 nucleotides long. RefSeq lists its product as uncharacterized. The record is from RefSeq and is a predicted model, not a curated record. NCBI's taxonomy places the organism in Eukaryota, Viridiplantae, Streptophyta, Magnoliopsida, Brassicales, Brassicaceae. The transcript has a single exon. The coding region runs from base 1 to 786 and encodes 261 amino acids.
AUGUCGAAAAUCAACAAUCUUGAGUAUGCUGCCCUCAAUCUCUCCGGAGACAAUUACCUUCAAUGGGCACUUGACACCAAGAUCAUUUUGAAAUCCAAAAACCUUGGUGCUUGUAUCACUGAUGGCAGUGAGUCAUCUGAAAAGGAUAGAUACAGUGCGAUCUUAAUCAUAUGCCAUCACCUUGCUGAAAGUCUCAAAGACCAAUACCUCACUGUUGAGAAUCCUCUGGAACUUUGGACAGAACUGAAAUCCAGAUAUGAUCACCAGAGGACGGUGCUCUUACCAAAGGCCCUAUAUGAUUGGAGGAACCUAAGGAUCCAAGACUUUAAGUCUGUGGAUGAGUAUAACUCGGCUCUAUUCAAGAUAGUCUCAAAGUUGAACCUGUGUGGAGAGACUAUCACUGAUGCUGACAUGUUAGAGAAGACACUCUCUACAUUCCACACAAGCAAUGUUUUGCUUCAGCAACAAUACCGAGAAAAGGGUUUCUCCACCUAUGCAAAUUUGAUCUCUUGUUUGUUGCUGGCUGAGCAAAACAAUGAGUUACUCAUGAGGAAUAGUGAGAUGAGGCCUCCUGGUGCUAAGGCAUUACCCGAGGCACAUGCGGCCAUAGAGCCAAAAGAUGAGUCUCCAAAGAAAGAGUCAAACCAUGGCCGUAUGAGAGGCCGUGGAAGAUUGCAAGGUCGUAACCGUGGGUUUCAACCACGUGACCGUUGGUUUCAACCACGUGACCGUGGGUUUCAACCAUGUGAACACCUUGGUCGUAGCCAAGGCCGAGGAUAUGGCUGA